ACGAUACAUAGAGAAGAGAAGGGAAAAGAGGGAAAAGGGCAGAUAGUGCAUUUAGUUCAACUAACAGAGAGAGAGAAAUUGCCACGGAGAGAGUUACAUGAAAUAUUUGGAUUUAGUCUACUUAGCAGCAGCUCGGAGGGACACUGAGAGGCUUGUGCGAGGUGUCUAAACUGAGGACAGGCAGAGAAGAACCGAAGAGAAGGUGAAGACAAGGUGGUCAUCUCGGUUCCUUUGUAGUUAAACUCUAAAUAUCACCUGGAUAUCACAAAACUAGACGAAAGACUUCUUACUCUAAACACAAACCCUUUUGACGGAACCCCAGUCAACAUCAAACCAAAGUGUUCAGUGACUCCCUUAUGCAACAUAUUGUAAUUUAAACACUUUGUCCAAUGCUUAUCUGCAGGGAAAAUCCAGCUUUGGAUGCAUUUCAAUUUCCAACCUGGAAAUAACCAGCUUUUCACUAGGUUUUUUAACAGCAAUACUCCCCGAUGAUCACAAGAGAAUAUGUCACUCUGUUUCUGGUGGGCUCCUGUUUUCUGUUGGACUACAGCUCCCAAAUCCCCCUGCAAGCUAAGCUCCAGAGCAGAACUAAGGCUGGAGUGAUGUCAGCCAGGGGAGGGACUGGAGGUAAGACCGUGAAGGUGCCUUUGGGGGAAGUGACAUCAUUGGAGGGCAGGACAAGGCUAAGAAGACAUGGGAGGCUGAGGGUCCAGCGUAUUAAAAGAGGAUGGGUGUGGAACCAGUUCUUUGUCCUGGAGGAGUACAUGGGAUCUGAACCACAGUAUGUUGGAAAGCUCCACACAGACAUGGACCAAGGAGACAAUGCAGUCAAGUACACUCUGUCAGGAGAAGGAGCUGGGUCCAUCUUCACCAUUGAUCAAAUUACAGGAGAUAUACAUGCCCUGGUGGGGCUUGACAGGGAGGAAAAGUCCUACUACACACUGAAGGCCCAGGCUGUUGACAUCCACACAGGCCUCCCCCUCGAGCCAGAGUCUGAGUUCAUCAUCAAGGUACAGGACAUCAACGACAAUAAGCCACAAUUUCCUGAUGGUCCCUACAGCGCCAGUGUCCCUGAAAUGUCUCCAACAGGAACCUAUGUGACACAGGUGACAGCCACAGAUGCAGAUGACCCCACAUAUGGCAACAGCGCAUGUAUAGUCUACAGCAUUAUUAACGGUCAGCCAUACUUCUCUGUGGAUCCCAAGACAGGAGUGAUGAGGACAGCUCUAGCCAACAUGGACCGUGAGGUGAAAGGGGAGUACCAGGUUCUUCUCCAGGCCAAAGACAUGGGAGGUCAGCUGGGGGGGCUGGCCUCCACCACGACCAUCAACAUCACACUCAGCGACGUCAACGACAACCCACCGCGCUUCGCUAAGAGUAUUUUCCAUCUGCAGGUGCCAGAGUCGGUGUCAGUGGGUUCAGCAGUGGGUCAUAUUCAAGCCCACGAUCUGGAUGCUGGCAGCAAUGCAGAGGUGGAUUAUGCCAUUGUUCCAGGAGAUGAGGGCAACAUGUUUGACGUAAUCACCAAUGGCCUAAGUCAUGAGGGAGUUGUAGUCUUGAAAAAGACUCUUGACUAUGAGACCAAGAAGUCAUACACCUUCAAGGUUGAGGCAUCCAACACACAGCUGGACCCCCGUUUCCUUCACCUGGGGCCCUUCAAGGACUCAGCGACAGUCAAGGUGAAUGUCCUGGACAUGGAUGAACCUCCUGUCUUCACCAAGCCCUCCUACACUAUGGAUGUGUACGAGGACACUCCUCCAGGAACCGUCAUCGGCUCUGUGACGGCUCACGACCUGGAUGCCAGCAGCAGUGCUGUCAGGUAUUCGUUGGAAUGGCACACACAGUCUGACAGCUGUUUUGACAUUGACACUGUUGAAGGAACCAUUUCCACUAAUGAAUACCUGGACAGAGAGACAGCUGUGCAGCACAAUAUCACUGUGGUGGCAACCAAAGUCAACAACCCUCUGCUGUCUAUCAAAGUGUCAGUGACAGUCAACGUCCUGGAUGUGAACGAGUUCCCUCCUGAGCUGGCAAUUCCUUCAGAUACCUUUGUCUGUGAAAACUCCAGAGUUGGACAGGUGAUACAGAUGGUCAGCGCUGUGGACAAGGACCUUCCUCCUGUCGGCCAGAGGUUCUUCUUCAAGUCCACCAAAGAGCUUCGCAACAGAAACUUCACUGUUCGAGAUUUUGGAAGCUCCGAUCUGGUUUUCCGGCCUCCAGAAGGGUUCCGCCUUCGCCGCCGGCCUACAGAAGGGUUCCGCCUUCGCCGCCGGCCUCCAGUGACUUCCUGCCUUUGCCGCCGGCCUACAGAAGGGUUCCGCCUUCGCUGCCGGCCUCCAGUGACUUCCCGCCUUUGCCGCCGGCCUCCAGAAGGGUUCCGUCUUCACCGCCAGCCUCCAAUGACCUUCUGCCUGCGCCGCUGGCAUUCCACCAGGCCUACAGACAGUUUUCUGAAGUGUUCCCGAGCCCAUGUAGUGAUAUCCUUUAUACAAUCAUACAACACGGCUGGCAUUGUCACUCGACGCUCAGGCUUUCAGCGGAAGCUGCAGGACGUGUAUGUUCUUCCUGUUUUGGUUGAAGACAGUGGUUACCCUGCCCAGAGCAGCACAGCCACCCUCACCAUCCGAGUGUGUUCCUGCGAGGUGCAAGGCUUGCUGCUUACCUGCUCAGCUGAGGCCAUCUUCCUGUCCGUGGGCCUUAGCACUGGAGCUCUGAUGGUUAUUCUGCUGUGUGUAGCUCUGCUGAUUGUUAUGGCAGCAUUAUACAUGGGCCAGAGGCGCCACAAAGAGAAAGAGACUCUGAUGACAUCAAAAGAGGACAUCCGUGAUAAUGUCAUUCACUAUAACGAUGAGGGCGGCGGCGAGGCGGACACCCAUGCCUUCGACAUGUGCACUCUGCGCAACACACACUCACAGCACACCAGCACUCACAUCAGCGCCUCCAAGAAGGAGAAAAAUAGCUAUGGAAACGGGGUUCUACUGCAUCUGAGCGGUCGCUGCAAUGACAUUAGGUCACCUGACAUCCAUCGUCAAACAGCCAGUGUCAUUGCUAUCGUGAACAACACGACCCCGCUCUUAUCCCGUGGGAGACUGACUGAGGGCGAUGCUGAAAUGAUCAGGGAGUUUAUCGAACAGCAGCUGGAGGAGAGUCAGCAGGGUUACACCGGCCCACCCUAUGAUUCACUGGCAACCUACGCCUACGAGGGCCAUGACUCAGUGACUGGCUCGCUCAGCUCCAUAGAGGAGUCAUGUGCAAUUGACAAUUCAGGGGAUUUUAGCUCCCUCGGAGACUGGGGGCAGCCGUUCAAAACACUGGCUAGCAUCCUGGACAGAUAGCCACCUACUCUGACUAAAGAGAGCUGAGAAGAAGUUGGACAGCAGAGAGACUUUGGGGGUCCAUGCUGGAAUUAGCUUUCUUUUCUAGACAUGUUAUUUUUUACUGUGACAGGCACUGGUUAGACUGAUGUGAGGACUUUUUAGAAAGCUGUCCAUGUGAAGUAGAGUUGUGGAUUGAUUAGCUAGAGAGUGGAUAAUCUAGCUACAGGUGCAUGAAAAGAUAAACUUGAUAAAUCCUCAAAAGUGCCUGAGGUACUAUAUGUUUACAUGUAUUUCAAUUCAUGCUACUUAAUAAAAAAAUAUUCCACUGAUGUUUUUAUUUCAAUAUCAGAUUCUUAAGUCUCAUCAGAACAUUUCCAUUGACAGUCAACUGUGACAGUGAACAGUGAUUCAACCAGAAAAUCAAAUGCAGUUUUCUUAGUCAUGCUAGGAGGGGUACUAUGAAUCGCUAUGUUGGUUGAUUACUUGAUCAGUCCACUUUGGUCCAGAUUACAAUAUCUCUAUUGGAUUGACUGCCAUGAAAUUGUGUUUUUACGCUAUAUUUGCCCAGCAGUUGCAUUGAAUGCAGAGAAAAAAAUAUUUGGAAAUGGCAAACACCAGACAAAGCUAGACAAAACAGAAUAACAGAUUCAGAAUACAAAUAAAAACAGAUGGGCUACUAACAGAGUUCAAAAUAUUUGGGCUUGACUUCAUAUGAUUUAUCAGUCUGGGAAAUUACUUCAGUUUGGGGGAGGACACAAAUUGAGAAUUCUUGCUCAGCCAUAGGUCACAUGUUGACAAUGAUGAGUGGGCUGUGUGCUAAUUGUUCCUGAUUGUGCACAUUGGUCAUGAUGCUGGGACAAUUAUAGGCUUACAAUAAAUCUCCGAAUCAGACUUUUCAUAAUACCCAUUUUCUUGUAGGAGUUAUCAUCAUUAUCACUGUUCACAUACCAUGCAGUGAUAAAAGUGACAUAAUGAACCUCCCUCCACCAGCUUUUACAAAGUCUAAGGGUGUACUCAUGUCUACAUAUGUCUUUCCUUCUGUCACUUUCUGCAGAUAUUUCUGCCUCCGGAACUGCUACUACAAUUACUAUUAUUUUAUUAAUAUUACCACCAAAUUAUUAUUUUAAAUCUCUCUCUCUCUCGACGGUGUGUAACAAAAAAAAAAUGAUGUAAACACAUGACAAGUUACUUUAAAAAAACAUUUCUCUAAGGUUUUUACAAUCUGAUUUCAGAUUUUGUCCUAAAAGCAACAAAUGUAUUAAACUAUUUACAUUGAUUUUGUUAUUGAAAAUCAAGCAUGAUCAAGACUUUUUUAAUCUCUUUUAUAAAAAUAAUCCCUGUAUCAUAUAUAUUUUAAAAUGUGAGUAAACAGAUCUAUGAGGGAAAUGCACGUGAACAAAAUGACAUAUCUAGUGAAGGCAUAAUUUGAACUGUGCCUCAAAGUGUACUUUGUAGGUUCUUCCUGUCCACAUGUUCAAUGAACAGUUAGCAUUAUGCAAAAAGAUAUAGCAUGAGAAAAAAGUCUUCUCAUGAACUCAUAUUUAAGUAGUUCAUUAAGUAGUAAGGUUUAGUGAAUGACAUAACAAUAACAAAUUAUACCAAAAUAUGCAUCUUUUGAAAUUAAUUUCUGAAAAUGUACGAUACAUAGUGACACCAUCUGCAACUGUCACUGCAGGAGACAUGUUUUAGCUGCAGGAGACAUGUUUUAGCUGCAGAUGAAUUUAAUAAUAAAUUUUUAAUAAUUUAUUCUUUGAAAAUUAAUCUCAUGUUCUUUUACAUUGUAAAUUGUAUGUCAUUUUCUCAGAUGUUUUUUUUUUAUCUCUUUCUAGCCAUGUUGAUCAUUUUAAUGAUCUUGAUAAUACAACAAAUUGUGCAUAAUUUGACUUGGUAAGUUUUGUGUUAGAGUAACUAACAUACUCUAUCCAGUUCUUAAAAGAAGGCAAUGUUUUAUGAGCGUUUGGUGUUACUACAGUGUGUGUAUUAAUACAUUUUUAAGAAUAAUAAAUGUGUGUCUCAGCACCCA
This is a messenger RNA of Siniperca chuatsi (mandarin fish), 5340 nucleotides long. Its product is annotated as cadherin-12-like. Lineage: Eukaryota; Metazoa; Chordata; Actinopteri; Centrarchiformes; Sinipercidae. Gene Ontology annotation, biological process: cell-cell junction assembly; homophilic cell-cell adhesion; adherens junction organization. The transcript is spliced from 14 exons. Gene Ontology annotation, cellular component: plasma membrane; catenin complex; adherens junction. Bases 489 to 3335 code for a protein of 948 amino acids. The record is from RefSeq and is a predicted model, not a curated record. Gene Ontology annotation, molecular function: cadherin binding; calcium ion binding.